Brassica rapa (field mustard) is the source of this 969-nucleotide messenger RNA. Its product is annotated as 60S ribosomal protein L15-1. Gene Ontology annotation, biological process: cytoplasmic translation. NCBI's taxonomy places the organism in Eukaryota, Viridiplantae, Streptophyta, Magnoliopsida, Brassicales, Brassicaceae. Gene Ontology annotation, cellular component: ribosome; cytosolic large ribosomal subunit. Gene Ontology annotation, molecular function: structural constituent of ribosome; RNA binding. The record is from RefSeq and is a predicted model, not a curated record.
UUAGAAAUCUGGUGAUAACUUGAAGCCCAUUAUAAAUGGGUAAUGGGCUUUUUAUUUAUAUAAUUAUCUGCCCAAUUUAUUUUUUCAGUGCUUUACUGGAUUUAAAAACCCUAAGUUCCUUACUUUAAAUCAGUGACAAUUCCUACCUUGCGCCGGUGGUUUGCGGCUCUUCGAAAAUGGGUGCGUACAAGUAUGUGUCUGAGCUAUGGAGGAAGAAACAAUCCGAUGUGAUGAGGUUUGUGCAGAGGGUGAGGUGCUGGGAGUACAGACAGCAGCCUUCCAUUGUCCGUCUCGUCAGGCCUACUCGUCCCGACAAGGCUCGCCGUUUGGGUUACAAGGCCAAGCAGGGCUUUGUGGUGUACCGUGUACGUGUGAGACGUGGUGGAAGAAAGAGGCCAGUGCCAAAGGGUAUUGUGUAUGGUAAACCCACAAACCAGGGAGUUACUCAACUCAAGUUCCAGAGGAGCAAGCGUUCUGUUGCUGAGGAGCGUGCUGGAAGGAAACUGGGCGGUCUAAGAGUCGUCAACUCCUACUGGCUCAACGAGGAUUCGACGUACAAGUACUACGAGAUCAUCUUGGUUGACCCGGCACACAACGCUGUGCGUAAUGACCCGAGGAUCAACUGGAUCUGUAACCCGGUGCACAAACACCGUGAGCUCAGGGGACUUACAUCGGAGGGAAAGAAGAACAGAGGACUGCGCGGAAAGGGUCACAGAAACCACAAGAACCGCCCGUCUCGCAGAGCUACGUGGAAGAAGAACAACUCUCUCUCCCUUCGUCGUUACCGUUAAUUUGCCUUUUGUUCUAUCAUCUUCUUCUCGUUUAUUUCUCGCAUGUUGUUGACUUUGUGUUUUUGGAGACUAUACAAUUGCGUUCGAAUUACUGUUUUUGAGAAAACACUUUGUAUUCACUUCCCUUGUCCACUUUUCAUAGAUCACUUGAGAAUAUGUUCCUUCAUAUUCAACCCAA